Messenger RNA from Stegodyphus dumicola, 3404 nucleotides. RefSeq lists its product as uncharacterized. Gene Ontology annotation, molecular function: protein binding. Lineage: Eukaryota; Metazoa; Arthropoda; Arachnida; Araneae; Eresidae. The record is from RefSeq and is a predicted model, not a curated record.
UUUAGUUGCGAUGAUUAGACCGCGGAUCGUACGAAUUUAUCUGUUUUGCCUCUGAAAGAAGCAUUAUUAUUUGUAGCGCAUUUUGUUUUUCGGCCUUUAUGACUUUCGAAAACUGAAAAAUAUUAGGGGUGUUUUUUUUUUAACAGAUGAUGUUUUCCUGAAAGCUGGAAAAAUUUUUCAAAAAUAGGGAAGAAUUUUUAAUAUUUGGAGAAAUUCAUGUGAAGGACGUUUGCGUCAGAGGGCACAACGUGGUUUAUUUUUAGAUACAACUUCCUUAAGGAUAACUUAUCCAGAAACGUUCUGGUAGGGAUAAUUAAUUAUUUUUCUUUAGAUCAUUUGAAGAAGACUUUUGUUUGGAUAAUUCUGUAGCAGAUCAUUGGAUACACAAAUUCAGUAACUAUUGAUUCAAAAGGCAAAGUUUUUGAAAAUAAGGAUUCCAAAAUAAGGAUUAUUCUCUUUGAUUUGCUGCAUGUUGUGAAAGAUUCGGAUAUUUUCCAAAAUGUGCAGCAUGGUUUUUCCCGGAACACCUGUAGGACCAACGUUCAAAGCAAAGGCGCCAAACGCUGUAUGGUCACCGAGCAGAAAACGAGCCAAUCUUCAUCUCAACUGUAAUACACAGAACAAGACCGAAGAGCCUCAAAAAGAGCAGUUGGCUUCUUCUCCAGAAAGUACCAAAAAAAACGAGAAGGAAAAAGAAGAGACAAGUCCAGUUUGGCAGCCUUUUGGAGCUCCCUAUGAUGGUCCCCAGUUCCGACCCAUCAAGCUGGAGAUGAGCAGUACGAAAACUACCGCUGUCUCUCAGAGCAACCAACCAAAGACAAACGAAACUACAGAAAGUAAAACUGACUCUGGUGCUUCGAGUCUACAAAGUCAAACAGGCACCGCAUCGACAGCUGACUCCUCGGACAAGAAAACAGAAAGAGAUUCAUCUUCUCAAACCACAACCCCUACGACCACAUCUACAACUUUCACGAAGACUGGAUGGACCAGCAAUUUACCACCCUCUCAGAGUCCUACCAUAACUUUAUUGCAAAAAGCCAGAGAGGGACAGUUACCGAAAGGAGCAAUCUAUAUUGAUGAAAAGUCUACUGAUUCAGCUGCUCUGCCGAAGAACGCCAUUCUUAUUGAUCAGAAAGUGACCAUUGACGGGGACAAGGUCCAUACAGACAGCUACUAUGCUGUACCGACAGUAACAACAGAAUCUACGACGCACACUAUCAAAGCACCGCCAAAGUAUGAGGGAAUUGGUCCUACAGAGCAUGGAAUUCCAGUCAGUCUCAGAACGGCCGUCAAAGAGGAAUUUGCUAGCGACUGGUAUAAGACAAUGUACAAGUCUCUGCACAGGAAUCGAUAUCCUGAUGAUAAAUAUCAAACGGUUCAUCUGGGAGGUUACAUGUCCGAACCUGAGUUUGACAGGAAAGACAAAUUAAAGAGUAAAUAUGCAACAACGGAUUAUAGAAGGAAACCCGAGAAAUCAGUUUCCUACACAACAGAGCCUCCAUCUUCUCCAAACAUAUCAAAAAAGACAGGAACAGAAUCAUCUGUAGUUAAACACGAGCGGCAGAAUGUUUACAAAGUGGAGCCGCGCAGCAUCGCCGAAUACGAACCAGGACAUUCUUCCCUUGCGGAAAAAGAGUUUGAAAAGUUCUGGAGCGAUUUCUGGGACUCUAUGGAUGAUUUGCACGAACAUCUUGGAAGUAGUCCAAGACCUCAACAAGGAUUAGCACGUCGAUGGCCGAAUGUACUCCUUAGUGAUGGUUACGAAUCAGAUUCUACUCUAAUCAGAAAAACGGGUCGCGUGCCACAUGUAGACCCUGAGCAGCAGAAAGCAUGGUACAAAGAAAUCCAAAAAGGAGGUGAAAUCCCUUUCAUUGGACUUCGUAAAUCAGCUCCGGAAAAGCCGGCAGCGUCUCCGCACCAGUAUCAGGAAACGGAAGUAAAUAUUCAUUACCGAAGUCCAAUUCGUCAUCUAGAAAAAGAAUACAUCGAAGAAGAAGAACUGAGAAAGCGUCAAGAAGAUGCAAUGCGAAAACUUUAUGAGGAAGAAAGACGGAAAAAGCAACAACAAGAAUUGGCAGAAAUCGAAAUGAGAAGGCACAGUGACUUUUUUACACCGUCUCAGAAAUCACCUAUACCUCUGAACCGUUAUGACAAUCCUUUUGAGCUCGAUAACCGGCUGACAAUCACAAGGUCGUCCAGAGGUCCUCCCCCCAAAACAAUGGCAAGGGCUUUGUAUCCAUUUGUGGCACAAACGCCUAGGGAACUUAGCUUGAAUAAAGGAGAUAUACUCUACAUCAAUAAGCAAAUCGAUAAAAAUUGGUUUGAAGGCGAACAUCACGGCCUUGUUGGCAUAUUUCCUGUCACCUAUGUUGAGAUCAUCCCAAGUGAGAAAGCCAAUCUGCAGCCUCGAAAAGCUACAGAAGGAGAAGCGAUUGUCAGAUACAAUUUCCGCGCCCAGACACCAGUAGAAUUAUCCUUAUUUAAGGGAGAAAAAGUAGUUUUGACAAGGAAAGUUGAUCAGAAUUGGUAUGAAGGUCGCCUUGGAACAAAAAAAGGAAUUUUCCCAAUUUCUUAUGUUGAAGUGCUGCAAGAGCCAGGAGAGUGCUCGCUCGGAUCCAGAUCUAUAUCACCAAGGCCACCAGCAAGUCCAGUCUACAGUCCUAUCGUCAAUGGUUCACCACCAAAACAUGAGGGUCCAACAUUCAACACAGGAUUAAGGCCUCUGCAGAACAAACCUCCUCUAAAUCUGGAAAAAUUAGAAAACAAGUCUUCCCUAACGCAGUCACUUCACAUUGACACAUACAAUGAACCAAUCCCUUACCGUUCCUUGUACUCUUAUAAACCUCAAAAUGAUGACGAAUUGGAACUUAAAGAAGGUGACACUGUAUAUGUCAUGGAAAAAUGCGAUGAUGGUUGGUAUGUGGGUACUUCGUUGAGAACUGGUCUGUUUGGCACUUUCCCUGGAAAUUAUGUUGAAAGGAUUUAAGCCAUCUUUUACUUGGAGAGAACGAAAAGUCAUCAUGUGUUGCGUCUAGUCCAACUUACUUAAAACGAAAAUGUGUCUUCAAUGGAUGGAGAAGGAAAAGAAAUAUAUCUUGCAAAUCAAAAUAUGUACAUAGUUUCAUGAUAUAUGAUUCAAUAAAAAAGAACUUUUAAUAGAAAUACAGAAUUUAUAAAUGAAAGCCUUUUGCGAACUGUUGAAUUUGUCUGAUUGAUUUUAAUUACAUAGAUAUACCGUUAUUGGAUGUUUAAAAUAAAUCUGAGAAAAAAUUCAUGUAUAUUAUUUAUGUCAUUCAUUUUACAUUUAGUGUCAUUUUGAGAUGUCAUCUAUACACAGACAUGCAUAUUAUUUGUAACACUUGCAUUUACCAAAAAUUUUUAAAUAAAAGAAUGUUUUAAAGUUA